Lodderomyces orthopsilosis Co 90-125 is the source of this 3414-nucleotide messenger RNA. RefSeq lists its product as uncharacterized. Gene Ontology annotation, biological process: ribosome biogenesis. The transcript has a single exon. Gene Ontology annotation, cellular component: nucleolus. The record is from RefSeq and is a predicted model, not a curated record. Bases 1 to 3414 code for a protein of 1137 amino acids. NCBI's taxonomy places the organism in Eukaryota, Fungi, Ascomycota, Pichiomycetes, Serinales, Debaryomycetaceae.
AUGCCAUCGACCACGACCGCUCUACGAUCCUCUGAGGCUAUUACAAAGUUUCUAAGAUCAAAAGAGGGAGACAUUUACGAUAUUUUAAAACUUGCAAGUGAUGUUUUAGAUCAAAAAUUGGAUGUUUAUUUUCCAAAUAGCAGAGACUUUGUAUUGAGUUUACUUGUUGACCGUUUGAAUGAUAGAUCAAACUCGUCCAAAUUCGGGGAAUGGAAAUACAACAAAGAAGUUUGGAGCUUGUUACAGAAAGUAUUACAAGUUAAGGACCGCAAUCAGUCUGAUGCCAGCAUUUUGCAAAAUUUGAAAAUCAUUGAUCUUGUGAUACUCCUAAUGGAUAGUAAUGAUCCCCAAGGAUGGGGCUGUUUGCCUUCUGUGUGUCAUAUUUUGUCUAUGUUUAUGCAAAAGCUGUUUAUUGAGAUUGACGAGUAUACUGGAAUUCGAUUGCUCAAAUCUUCACUCAAAUAUACUGAAAACCGUACACUAGGCGACUCUUCAACAUCAUUGGACGAAAUUGUGACAAGCUUAUAUUGGAAUUCGAGCUCUCAAGGGGUGUUGGAUGUGUCAAAGAAAUCGUACACACUGUUCUUUGAGGAUCUUUUUCACCCAUUGACCAAGCAUUUGUCCACUAGCAGUGAACUGCCCGCAAAGCAUUUGUAUGAGGAGGUCUUCACAAAGAGAAUUUUCAAUCCAGCAAACCUACAAUACUUACCUCAUAAUCUAGAGAAGCUUCUCAAAAAGGAAACUAUCGAUGAUGCAUCAUUGAAAUAUUUUUUUCAAAAAGCGGUUCAGAAACUAGCGUCAAAGAAUAUGAAACUUUGUACAGAAGUAUUCAAUGUUAUUGUCAACAAGUUUCCACAUUUAGCUGAACUGCUCCUAGCGCUUUUGGUAAGCUCCCAACAUACAAUGCCACAAGAGUUCAUCUCUUCGGUUUACGCAAAAGAAGUUGCAAGCAAAAAGUUCAUUGAUUUGAAUUGGGAUAUGGUAAAGUAUGUUUUUGAGUUGGAUAGUGAGUUGGCUGCAACAAAAUCAAAAUUUGUUUUUGAAAAGUACAAUUCGGCUUUCAAAUUGAAUGAAAAAGUUUUGCCUGUGGGGAAAGUUGUUGUGUCUGCUUACACAAAGAAUAGAGAGUUGGUCGAUUUUCUAAUCAAGGUUUGGCCCAAAGCAAUUGGAAAAGAUGAAUUAUGGGAUGGAGAAGAAUUUGUUGCACAUGUGGCCCAUUGUGUCAGUUUCUUGUCUGAGAAACAAAUAACUCAAGUCGUUGAGGCUUCAUCUAGAUUGCUGACUGAAGCAUCAGCCGCCAUUUUAACAGCAAUUACAAAAGGGUUGAUGCCAGCCUCGCCCAAGAUGGUAGAGUCUUUGAAGCCAAGUUUUCACCAAAUUCAAGACUUUAUAAACGCAUCCAGCAACUUUUGGCAAAUUCGAUACAAUCUUCUCAAUUUGUAUGGUACAGACUUUGUCGUCCCCGAAAGUUUAUUGAAGUUAGAUUAUGAUGUUUACUACCAUUACACCAUGUUUAGAUUAUUGGAAUUGAGCGUGGUUAAGUGUUAUUCCGAAAAGCAGCAACGCCAGUUUAUCUUGUUUUUACGUGAUAAUUCAAGCCUCGUUCCACUGGUUUUUUAUAGAUGGUUUGUUAUAUUCAACGAGUGCUUUUCAGGUGAGAAUAUAAUUGAGUUACUAAAAGUUGCACUUGAAACAAACUUCCUUGAAAAUAUUGAUGGGGAGUUUUUCGAACAGAGAAACAUAUUGAGUUGCAUGACAAGGAUCUUUAUUGAUGACCCAUUAUCCUCUCUCAAGUAUAUAACCAAUGUUCCCUUGGUGUGUUAUUCUCGAGGUCCCAAAAAAGACUUGCUAAACACUUUAACUAAGAUAUACAUUGAAUCAAGAAAGGAAGGAGUUUUGCAUUGUAUCGACUAUCUACUCGAGUCGUCAUCAUAUCAAUCAAACAUAGAACGUGACUUUUCCAUACUUGUUCAAUUGUUGGGAUUGGCAACCACUGGAGAAGCUCAAAGGUAUGCAAUCAGCAUCUCUGAGAAAGUGUGGAAAAGUAAUAUCGAUAUGAUUAAGUCUGAUGCUAAUCGGAUUUACGUUGAAAAUGCAAUCGACACACUUUUGAAGCACAUGAACAAAGAUAACGGUGCCAACAUUACGCCCCAGAUGAAAAUGGCCCUAAUUGUCAUUUCAUAUCCAAGCGUACCUGCUGGUGAAACUCUUGUCAAGUACGAGAAAUUGGCUCAUACUUUCAAGGGGUGCUGCAUAAAACAAAUAAAAAAAUUUCAAGAUUUCAAAGAAGAUUCAAAGCUUAUUUGGUUAUUACGUGGAGUUGCUAGUAUACCUCGAUCGAUGUUAAACUUCAAAGAUGUGUCGAACAUUACAAAAUUGUUUCAAGGUCAAUCAUAUAAUGAUUCCCUAAUGCAAGCGAUAUUCAGCUUGGUUUGCAAAACUGCUCAGCCUGACUUGCAGUUUGCAAAAUUUGUGUUGGGCUUAUUUUUGGUACUAGACACCAAGGCGUCUUCACAAAUUCUUUAUGAUGAUCUUGUUAAAUAUUUGCAAAUGGUUGCAAACGAAGAGUUGGAUGUGUAUCGUACAGUCUGCUUGUAUGCGAUAGCAUCGACCACAGAAACAGAGGAAGGUUUCGUGAAUUCCACUACCAAGAUUGUCUCUGCAAUGUUGACUUCUAUGCCAAAGGAGUGUGACAAGACCUUGCUGGUUGGAUUAUUUGCUAAUUACUUAAGAAUGUCGCUGUAUUUACUUCUGCUCAAGUCUGUGCGCCACAUAGUGACCAGCAUAAAGUGGUUACUAACCCAGAAGCCGUGGUUGUUCAACCAAUAUGUUCUCGAAAUGGCCAUUGCUUUCGUUGGGGAUGUGCAAAAAACGGUAGGGAGCCCAGAAAAGGAUGAGUUCGAGGAGUUGUACUCGCAAUCUACACAAACGGUGUCUCAAAUGUUGUUACAUCAUCGAUUCAAAUUAUCCACUCGUCAUCACUUGAUAAUUAACUUAAUGUGUACCUUUUUGAAAAAAUUAGUUGAGCCUGAACAGUUGGGACAUAGUACUACGGCGGCUAACUCAUUCACCAGGUUAUUGAGCAAUUUGUGUGAACCACAAGAGCAUGUUAGAGAUGUAUCAACUGGAAUGGGCCAGUAUAAUAACAGAUUAACCUCACAAGCAAGCCUUUACAAGAAACUGCUUCGUGUACAUUUACCAUACUUGAUGAUCAAUUACAUUUACCUAAAUUUGAAGUUUACUUUUGAUAAAGAAGUGAAUGACAUUUUAGUUGUGGGAAUCUACACUAUAUUUGAUAUAUUGUCAAAGAGGGAGUUACAAAUUGUCAACUCUGCUUUGGACUUCACAGGCAAAGCAUUGUACAAGAGUUUGUAUCGGGAUUAUCAAGAGUAUUGGAAGUGGAGGGACCAAUAG